Molecule: messenger RNA, 1751 nt
Organism: Pollicipes pollicipes
Lineage: Eukaryota; Metazoa; Arthropoda; Thecostraca; Pollicipedomorpha; Pollicipedidae
Exons: 2
Coding region: 113-1327 (404 amino acids)
Source: RefSeq, a predicted model, not a curated record
CCGGCCGCCUUCGAGUGGAGUUGGCCUUGUCUGGGGAGAGUGGUGUCGCUGACGGAGUGUGGGACUGCUCGAGGACCAUCUGACUUGCGGGUGGCGGCAGAGGGCCGGCGGCAUGUCGGCCGAGCAGGGCAUCACGCGCGCCUGGCUGCAGACCGUGUUGGACGCCUACCUGCGGCGCGAGCGCGGCGCCGGUGCCGACGCCGACGGCAAGCCGCCCACCAUCGACGACUACGACAUCAGCGCGCUGGACGCCCACGACAGCAUGCUCAGCGACCUCCUGGCCAUCCGGGUGCGCUUCAGCGGCGGCGGCGGCGGCGCCAGCCGCGAGGCGCGCCUGGUGGCCAAGCUGUUGCCGCAGGACCCGGUCAGCCGGCUGACUGUGCAGGAGUCGGGCUUCGACAGGCGCGAGAUCGGCGUGUACCGCCGCCUGCUGCCGGACGCGCGCGCCUUCCAGCGCCGCUGCCUGGGCGCGCCGCUGCCGCCGGCCGCGCCGCUCUGCUACCACGCCGAGCACAAGCCCGACUGCGAGAGCAUACUGGUGCUGGAGGACCUGCGCGCCGCCGGCUUCCGCGUGGCCGACUUCUCAGAGUGCCUGACGGAGGAGCGGGCGCGCGCGGCGCUCACGCAGGCGGCCCGCCUGCACGCCACCACCUUCGCCAUGCGCGUGCGCGACGGCGUCGACCUGCUGGCCAAGUAUGAGUUCCUGCUGCGGCCGCAGCAGGCAGCGGCGCUGUACGACCACUUCCUGGGGCGCGGCCUGCCGCACCUCGUCGACUUCCUGAAGGGGCUGCAGCGGCCCGAGCUGGCCGGCCUGGUGGCGCGCCUCAAGACGUACGUCACCGACAACACGGCGCUCUUCCACGGCCUGGUGACCGCCAAGAGCCACCUGUCGGCCGUCACGCACAGCGACUUCUGGUGCAACAACCUGCUGUUCGCGGAGCCGGCCGGCAGCGCGGCGGCGGCGGACGAGGACGCGGGCGCGCGCUGCCGCCUCAUCGACUGGCAGCUGGCGCAGGUGAGCACGCCCACCAACGACGUGGCGCUGCUGCUGCUGUCGUCGCUGUCGGCCGAGGUGCGGCGCGCGCGCACGGCCGCCCUGCUGCGCCACUACUGGGCCGAGCUGACGGCCACGGCCGGCCGCUUCGGCGUCAGCCUCGAGACGGAGUACGAGUACUCGCUGGAGCGGCUGGAGCAGGACUUCCGUCGCAGUCGGAAGCUGGCCGUGCUGCUGUGCGCCGGCUCGGUGGACGUGACGCAGGGCUGCCGGCGCCGCGAGGAGCGCCUCAUCGCGCUGCUCACCGACAUGCACGCCGAGGGCGUGUUCUAGCCGCCCUCCCUGUCCGUGGAGUCCGGCGGCCGGUCGGCCGGCCCGCCCGUCGCCCAGCGCGGCGUCCCUCCGCGCUGGGCGCAGACCGGUUGACCCGGGCCGGCCGCGGGGCGGUCGCGGCGGAGCAGAAGGCGUCGACGGUGAGCGCCGGUCUGCCGAUCGCAGCCUGUCUGACGAUGCCCGGUGAUGCUCGGCCCGCGGCCUGGCGGGCCUGGCGGGCAGCACCCGAGUCGACGGACUGUCCGACGGACCGAGCCGAGACGCUGGUGCGCGGGGCGUCAGGGACGGCCGGCUGCCCCGACCGGUGCGGUGGACCGGUGGAUCGGUGACCUCGGCGCAGCCGUCCAACCAUCAGCAGAAUCCAAACACACCAUCACGUCGUCUGUAAACGCGCAUGUCUUGCUAUAUACAUAGGUCAACAAGC